This is a messenger RNA of Anopheles marshallii, 567 nucleotides long. RefSeq names its product 39S ribosomal protein L30, mitochondrial (gene mRpL30). Gene Ontology annotation, molecular function: structural constituent of ribosome. The record is from RefSeq and is a predicted model, not a curated record. The transcript is spliced from 3 exons. Bases 1 to 567 code for a protein of 188 amino acids. Gene Ontology annotation, cellular component: mitochondrion; large ribosomal subunit. NCBI's taxonomy places the organism in Eukaryota, Metazoa, Arthropoda, Insecta, Diptera, Culicidae. Gene Ontology annotation, biological process: translation.
AUGCUGAAAGUGUUCCAAAAUUCCACCUUGCUAGCACAGCAGCUUAAAGGAUUAGCAUCGGUCCGGUAUUACGGAAAACCGAACAAAAAGUUCCUCUACAAAGACGGCAUACUGAAGGACCAGAUCUAUUACUACCCAAGGGACGGCAACCGCGAAAUACCGGCACUAGAAGGAGAACCAUCCAAACUAUUUAGCGUCCGGCGGUUGAAACCCAUCAAAGGAUUGCCGCACUGGGAAAAACGCAUACUACGCGGGUUGGGAUUAUACGAGAAAAACGCCGUGGCCGUGGUAAAAAACAUCCCGGAAAACAAUGCACGCCUGUGGAAAGUGAAACAUUUGGUGGAAAUUCUUCCAAUUACGUACAAGUACGGUGAACCGACCCAGGAUGACAUUGAGCGAACGUUCCUGAAGGAGGACGGCGAGUGUGUUGUGAUUCGGAAGCUAGAAGCAAUCGAAGUGGCCAACAGCAAGAUAACUGCGGCCGAGCAGAUUCGCAAUGCUAAGGAGCGCAUGGAUGGAGAAACGCUACGGAAGGAUUCGCGACUAAAGUGGUUAAAUGCUUGGUAG